AUGAUUACAAAUCAACCUCAUUCAUCCAUUUUCAAUAUUGUGAUACUGCUCCUGUGGCUGAUGACCGGCAGUGAAUGUGGUCAUCACCCUCAAAGUCACCAGCACAGCCACAAUCACUACCACGAGCACCGGCAUCACCAUCAUCAGUUGCAAUCGGGUGUUGAUGAUCGUGGCAAUUUUACAGCUGCUCACCGUCACAAGAGGCCACUGUUCAAUGAAAAGACAGAUCGCGAACGCAUCCAGGAGGCAGUUCGUGCUCUAAGGCAGCCCGUGCAUAGAUUGCACAUCAAAACCUCCACUCCACGUGCCAGUAUUAUUUCCCCAACAGAAGCCACCCAUCAUCACAGACUGAGGCACCAUUAUGAUCAUCAUAGGUGGCGACAGGAGACCACCAGAUCACCCACGUCGUCUCAUGCCAGACAUCAGGUGCCGUGGUGGGGCGUAGACUCCCCGUCCAGCGACGCCAGGAAGCAUCAACGCUGGCCACAGCACAGCAAAGGCUACAGCAGCCACAGUCGAAAUCACGAUCGGAGCCACUCGAGGCAUCACGAUCGUAUGGAUCGGGAAGAGAUUCACUACCACACAACCUCCAUCCGGCCGGUGAGGGCUUCUCCGCGGGGAAGUCCCGGAGAGGCGAUUACCACUGGCAGACACAGAGCGGCGAGUCUGCUGCUAAAGUCAAAUGAACGGUCAUCGCGAAUGGGUCAUGGGGUCAGUGAUAAGAGGACCUAUGACGAUGACGAAUACCACGAUGAUGAGGAGCAAGUGGAGAGCCUGAGAAAUUCCACAACAUUCUACACUUCACAGAGGCGAAGAUCCUAUAAUGUGGAUGAUAUUACAGCACCGGGAUAUCGACCGGGCGAUCUCACCAAUCACAAAUUCAGGACUCUGGGUACACAAGAAGGUGUUCAACAUUCUCGCAACGAAUACAUGGUGGAUUUGAGAAGAAUUCAAGCUCAAGAGCGUCAAAAGGCCAUGGAGCACACUUCGCGGAUCCUGUAUGAGGCUGAAUGCAAGUGGCCGCGCCCCAAAGUCAUCCCCGUGCCCAACAAUGAUACUGCCAAAGCUUAUGCGCCCCACUGUACCAUCCUCCAUCGCUGUGGCGACGACACUGGCUGCUGCGGAACUGAGGGUCUGGUGUGCACUGCUCGGAACACCACAACUGUCGAUCUCUACUUCCAUGUUACCAAAUUGGGCCGCCCCAGUCGAACGGAGCGUCUGACAUUCGUCAAUCACACUCGGUGUCACUGUGUGAGCAGACAAGAGUACUUCCGAUCACUGGACCAGCCUGUUCUUGCACCAGCGCCCAUCCAGACCUGCCAGUGUCCGAGAUUCUUUGACAAAACCAUCCUCGACGAUAGCUCGUGCCGAUGCGAUUGUCAGCCACAAAAUGAUGACUGCAAGUCACUGAAGGAAGGCGAGGAAGGAUUCUCACUUGAGGAUCGAAGAUGCAUUCAAGAAGGACGAUGUAAGCUUCCUAUUUGUGAAUUUGGGAAUUAUGUCCGGAGGACAGGAAGGUGUCCGAGGCGUGAGGAUAAGAUUCAGUGGGGAUCAUCGACGAGUCUGUAGAGGAGAAAAAGUCUCCUUUGGUGCAUUUUUGCGACUUACUGAUUGACUUAAGAACUUUUUCAAGGGGGGAAAUAUUUAAUGGGACGUGCGCAAAAAAAAAUAUAAAGAACGCUGAAGGAAGAGACAGCAUGUCGGAUUUGAUUUUGUCCCACAGAGAGGAAAAGUCUUUUGAAUCUGCUAAUUUCUAGUCAUGUGGCACGUCAGAGAGAGGGAUAAUUGAAUGAGAAGGAUUUUUUUUUUUAAUAGAAAAAAAAAGAUGAAGGGAUUGACGAGAAAAUUCCCUGCAAUAAAUUUAUCAACUCUCGCGGAAGUAUAAAGAGGAUCAUCAACAUUGAUGUGACAUUUAACGAUCACACUCAACAUAACGUCAAUCUGCACAAACAUUCUUUUCAAUCGAAUUGUAAAAAAAAUCUAUAUUUAUAUAGAAGGAAAGAAAUAAAUGUACGAUACUUUUAUAUAUUAUACAAGAAAAAAAUAUAACUAAAAG
This is a messenger RNA of Phlebotomus papatasi, 2056 nucleotides long. RefSeq lists its product as uncharacterized. The record is from RefSeq and is a predicted model, not a curated record. Gene Ontology annotation, cellular component: membrane. The transcript has 5 exons. Lineage: Eukaryota; Metazoa; Arthropoda; Insecta; Diptera; Psychodidae. Gene Ontology annotation, molecular function: growth factor activity. The coding region runs from base 1 to 1569 and encodes 522 amino acids. Gene Ontology annotation, biological process: hemocyte migration.